This is a messenger RNA of Ceratotherium simum simum (southern white rhinoceros), 1269 nucleotides long. RefSeq names its product splA/ryanodine receptor domain and SOCS box containing 2 (gene SPSB2). Gene Ontology annotation, molecular function: protein binding. The record is from RefSeq and is a predicted model, not a curated record. Gene Ontology annotation, biological process: proteasome-mediated ubiquitin-dependent protein catabolic process; protein ubiquitination; intracellular signal transduction. NCBI's taxonomy places the organism in Eukaryota, Metazoa, Chordata, Mammalia, Perissodactyla, Rhinocerotidae. Gene Ontology annotation, cellular component: SCF ubiquitin ligase complex.
AAGCGAGGUUCGGGGACCGUGACGGGGGCACGGUGCAGGCAAGGGUGACGGCCCCCGGAGAGGCCCAAAGGAGGAGAACUCGCGAGAGUCUAGGGAGACCGGGACAGAUGGGUGAGGACAAGGUCAAUCCCGAACGGGAGCUCAACUUUCAGAAGAGAGACGCCCCAGCAAGACUCUUUCGGGGAGUCCUCCGGCUACUCACCUCCAUGGGCCAGACGGCCCUGGCAGGGGGCAGCAGCAGCAGCAGCAGCAGCACCCCCACCCCACACGCCCUGUACCCUGACCUCUCUUGUCCAGAGGGCUUGGAGGAGCUGCUGUCUGCGCCGCCUCCUGACCUGGGGGCCCAACGGCGCCACGGCUGGAACCCCAAGGACUGCUCAGAGAACAUCGAGGUCAAGGAAGGGGGGUUGUGCUUUGAGCGGCGGCCCGUGGCCCAGAGCACUGAUGGGGCCCGGGGUAAGAGGGGCUACUCGAGGGGCCUGCACGCCUGGGAGAUCUGCUGGCCCCGCGAGCAGAGGGGCACCCACGCCGUGGUGGGCGUGGCCACAGCCCUCGCCCCGCUGCAGGCUGACCACUAUGCGGCGCUGCUGGGCAGCAACAGCGAGUCCUGGGGCUGGGACAUUGGCCGGGGGAAGCUGUACCAUCAGAGCAAGGGGCCCGGGGCCCCCCAGUAUCCAGCCGGACCUCAGGGUGAGCAGCUGGAGGUGCCGGAGAGGCUGCUGGUAGUUCUGGACAUGGAGGAGGGAACUCUGGGCUACGCAAUUGGGGGCACCUACCUGGGGCCAGCUUUCCGCGGACUGAAGGGCCGGACCCUCUAUCCGGCAGUAAGCGCUGUCUGGGGCCAGUGCCAGGUCCGCAUCAGCUACCUGGGCGAAAGGAGAGCGGAGCCACACUCCCUUCUGCACCUGAGCCGCCUGUGUGUGCGCCACGCCCUGGGAGAUACCCGGCUUGGCCAGGUAUCUGCUCUGCCCUUGCCCCCUGCCAUGAAGCGCUACCUGCUCUACCAGUGAUACCACAGACUGCGCUGGGGCCUUGACACCCCUCUCCCCUGGGUGGGGGGAAGGAGGCACUGCUGGCCUAGACCAGCUACAUCAAGCCAGUGAGGGUGGGGGAGGUGAGGCUGGGCCCCUACCCCAACCCAAGCUCCGGAGACAACAGCCCCAGAGCCACCCAGAGGCAGGGUGGAAGGGAGGAGCUGUUAUUCAAGGCUGUGGCAGCCUGGUACGAAAGACAUUUUUUCAAGUAAAAAUACUAAGAGAUGUGCUGUUG